AUGAGUAAUUCUGAUACUAAGUACAGUCUGUUCUACGAGAUCCUGGCUGGUGUGUGGGUACGGAACGGUCUCCAGAUCAAGGGCCAAGCCAUGACUUAUAUCCAGGCGAACUUCUGCAACUCCAUGGUCGAUAUGGACAUCUACUGGUUGCAGAUCUGCGCUGCCCAUCUUCCUCCCAACGACUUUGUGCGAAUGUGCAUUGAUACAUUUGGAGUGAGAGAGUGGUUGAGUAUGACGCCCAUGUCGGCAUCCCAGGCUGCGGAACAGGACGCGAUGGUGGAGGGACUCCUGACCUUCCUAGCCAUCCUAGUUAGCUCCAGGACCAAUCUAGGUAAUGACGAAGUGCUGCAGUCUCGUGUAGAAGUGGCGACUCUUCUAGCAGCUGGUGAUAAAACUCACUCUCAAUUACUUGAGCUGAUGCCAGAACGAUCUGGAAACGCGCACACCAGAAACUUCGAAGCUGUGCUUAGCGAGCUGUCAGUGUACCGCGCGCCCCCUAAAGGCUCCGAAAGCCUGGAGCAAGGCCUCUUCGUGCCGAAGCCCGUGGUCUGGGAGCGCUACUACGACCCCCUGCACGUGCUGAGACGCGCCGUCCACCGACGAGAUUUCCACGCCUCCAUGGAUAGAUUCACCGCCUAUGUGGCGGAGAAACGCAAAGCCGAAGACGGCAGCAGCAACGCCACCACCAACACUGGUAAUCUGUGGCCACCACUCCGACCUGCAGUACCACCACCGGACGUAGAACUGAGUGGGGAUCCAAGACAGAUUUGUGCUUCAGGCGUGCUGCAAGCGGCGAUACUAGCUGUCCUUCACCGCGGCGUGAGGAGAAGGGAUUUGUGCUGCGGAGGUGUUGCUGCACCGCCCGACCACGUUCUCGCGCUGGCCGUGUACUUGUUGGACGCGGCUGCUGACCUGCAGCGGGAUAGAUCGCGGGCGGACAGUUCCGUAUGCGUGCUGGGCGGUAGCGGGCUGAGCCGCCGCGGCACGGCAGGCGUUCCGAUGCUGUGCGUCUUCGAUACGGACGAGAUCACGACGAAUGCGUGUACGCUGAUAGCGCACGUACCACCGGUCUACUACUCGGAGUUUGACUAUCCGGAGCCGUAUUAUUCCGACAGCGAUCCAGAAUGGGAGAACAAUGACAUGGGGCAGCAUGCUGGACCCGGGCCCCACAUUAAGCCACACUCGCUUCAACGGGGAUCCACCGCUUUGGCUGUGCCUCAACCCAUGCAAAUGGUGAGAAACAACUCGGUACCAGAUGACCAGUCUGACGCGGGAGGUGAUGCGCCGGAGUUGAGGGCUUUGGAGGGCGGCGAGAGCGGAGCGCUAGUUGUCCAAGACAUGGGGCUGGCGGUGCAAGAUCGGGACCUGGUUGUUCAGAACGUCGGAGCGACGAGCGCGGAUAUGCAAAGUGACGCAGGCGCAUCGAGCGUGGAAGGUGGACAGGACAUGACGUUGGCUCUGACGGGUUCGGAUACGGGGCCGAGAUACGGUUAUGACGUGAGCGAAUUGGAGUGGGGGGUCGGACCGCGCGCGCUCCCCGCCCCACUGGACCCGACGCUCGAUGGGCAACCAGACACGCCCCCCGAAACCGAUGCCAGGUUCCCGCUGGAGGCACCAGAAGCCCAAAGCACCCACGAGUGUCUGUCAGACGUGAUCGGUGAUCACAUCCCGAUUAACGAAUCGCUAAUCUCCCUAUUGCUGAAGCUGCAUUCACAACUCUCUGGUCGGCUUGAUUCUUUCUCCUUGGAUGAACCCCCGCCGUCUACGCAGGAACCUAUCGGUGACGGACCACAUUUCAUAGGAAUAUUGCUUCACAAGUUGGCUGCGCUGGAUUCACGGUGUGCUGAAACCAUUCAACUGGUUCGAAGGACCAUGUGGCCUAACCAACGCGAACGACAAGCUGAGCAAAGGGCGAGAGAGCGCCGUGAAAAAGAAGAACGAACGCGACGCGCGCGCGAACGACAGGCGCAGGUGAUGCGCGACUUCGCGAGGAAGCAGCAGCAGUUCCUCUCGGCUGUCCGGCAGCUGGAGGGGGAGGACAUGGAGUGGGACGAGGAGAUGGUGGCGCGGGACUACGACUGCGUCAUCUGCAACACGACAGCGCCGGCGGCGUUGCACGAUCCCAUUGGUCUUGUUGUACUGUUACAGUCGACAUCCGUCUUGGGUCACCGACGUCGUGCUGGCUCUUCGGAAGGAGUGCUAGCUCUGUCCGAGAGCGAAAGGGCGCGGCUUGCUGCUCAUCAGUACAGCACAGCGGCAGCACACCACUACCGACUGCAUGACGACCUGCAUCAGCACUUCGAUCAGGAAUCCUGGGUUCUCAGCGUAAGCGUCGGUUGGGAAGGGGGGGUGAUGUCCCAGUCGUGUGGACACCACGUACACUUACGAUGCUUGCGGGCCUAUCUACGUUCCUUAACAGCCUCCCAACGACCUCCGAACUUGAACGUGGAGCGCGGCGAGUUCCUAUGUCCUCUGUGCCGUCAGCUCGCGAACAGCGUGCUACCGCUCGCACCAGAACCCAUACAGCCACCGCUCAGACCUCCCCCCCAAGCCGCUUACACCCAAUUGGCCAGGGAUGUCACGGAUAUGCUGGAGAGGGAUAUAUCGACGCCGGUGAAAAGCCAGCUGUCAGAGGCGAUGGGCAAAGCGAUGACAGAUAUGACUGCGAUGGCUGGUGGCAAGUUGAAGCAGCGGUAUGGGUCUUCACCUGCUGCCAUCUUCACUUUCGUAGCGUCCCUGGUGCGGACCAACCUGGAAUGCGAGCUGGUGCAACGGAACAACACGCUGGUGGUGCAACCCACACCCAGAUACAAGCCCAGAGAAGAAUGCAUUGUACCCCUAAUGUCCGUUGCUGGUACACAUGCGCGCGCGCUAGUCGUGGCGGGGGCGUCGCUGGGCGUGGCAAGCACGUGGCGCUCUCUGGUACCAGACGCCCUCGAUGCUGCCGACGAGGGCGGAGGUAGUGGUGCAGCUGUUCCAGCUCCGACGGCGUCCCGACCUGUACCACUGCUGCUACGUGAUCCGACGGCGUUGCUGUUACACGUAUUGCUCCUCGCGCCGGAUGAGACACCGCAUCUAGAUAUACAGCACUUCACCUGUAUAGUCCGGACGAUGUACGCGCUCACAUAUUACCAAGUAGUGAACCAGCUGUGCGCACUAGGCAGACUUGCGCCGGCGCAGCACGUCCGCGCAGAAGGUCGUUCUCGAGGCCUGAUCGAAGCCGCGCAGUUGCUGCUUACAGCGCUUGCUGGAGAGCAUUUGCUGGACGAUGACGCCACUACCACUAGUGCGAACCAGCAGUUCGAUAUAAACAAGGCUGAAGAAGAGGUACAAGAAUUAAUUCUACCCUAUCUAAGGAUAGUAUCGCUCAUUCGUGCACACGUGUAUGGUGGCGAGUUGCCUCACAUCACCAGCUCGAAUGAGGAGUUCCCAACACUCCUGAGAUAUCUGCAAUUGGCGGACGAGGACGGUAUUCUUGUGGCGUCAGACGGAUUGCCACCAAACGCUGGUGUCGCGGCACGCGCCUGGGCUAGACAGCUAGCGACAGCGGCCACGGGUGGUCAACUUGCGAUCGGCCGGGUGGUACGGAGCCUGCAUGUGGUGUGGACGGGGCCGACGCUGCUGAAGUUACCGAGGGAGUACGACCGUCUCUUCACGUACUACCACGAGCGAGUGUGUCUCCAGUGCGGUGCGGUCCCCAAAGAGGCAUCAGUUUGCUUGCUCUGUGGAACCCUGGUCUGCCUGAAGCAGCCGUGCUGCAGGCAACACCAAGUCGCUGAAGCGAGCCAGCACGCGAUGGAGUGCGGUGGUGGCACGGGCAUUUUCCUGGUGGUGACUUCCACCUACAUCAUCGUGAUUCGUGGGCGACGCGCCUGCCUUUGGGGGAGCCUCUAUCUGGAUGACUACGACGAAGAGGACAGGGAUUUGAAACGCGGGAAGCCGUUAUACUUAAGUGAAGACCGAGCGGAACUUCUCCAAGCGCAGUGGUUGGCACACCGCUUCGAUCACACCAAGAGGACCUGGGUUGACAUCGCCCCGGACCGGCGCCGACCGCUGCGUCCUCUUACCGACUGUGUUCUAGCUUGUUCGAUCGCUCUACUAGGACUAGCUGCGCCGGCGCAUCGGCGCAACUUGAAUAGUGAUUAA
Molecule: messenger RNA, 4146 nt
Organism: Leptosia nina
Lineage: Eukaryota; Metazoa; Arthropoda; Insecta; Lepidoptera; Pieridae
Source: the annotation of a GenBank genome assembly